CAGCAUGCUCCGCAUCCUGAUGCUGCUUGCGGGGCUCGGUGGCGCGCUGGCGUCUGGACCUGGUUCUGAAAACUCAUUUAUACAAGUUAUAUUUCCAGAGAAAAUCCAAGCAAAUACAAGCAAUGGUUCAGAAGUAGAAGACAUAUUGGCUAUUAAAUUCUGCUCUGAACAUUUACGUGUGGACAUAUAUUUUCCUUUCUCUUGGGUCGGUUCUUAGGAGUGAAACUGCUGUGUCAUAUGUUUGUCCUGACACUACAAUGGCUGGUAGAGGUUUCUUGCCCAGAGAGUAAUCCAGAACUUCAUCCCUGAGAGAUUGGACCCCUGGUUACUCUACCUUUGUCAGCUCUUGUGAUUUCUGCUGUAAGUUGUUGCUGUGAUACUAGGUGCAUAGAUAUAGAACAGAUAUCCUAUAUUAUUCCAAUAGAUGAGAAACCAUAUACUGUGCACCUUAAGCAAAGAUUUUUUUUAGCACAUAAUUUUAUGGCUUAUUUGUAUAAAGAAGGAUCUAUGAAUUCUUAUUCUUCAAAUGUUCAGACUCAAUGCUACUACCAGGGACAUAUUGAAGGAUAUCCAAGUUCUGUCGUCACACUCAGCACAUGCUCUGGACUGAGAGGAAUACUGCAAUUUGAAAAUGUUUCUUAUGGAAUCGAGCCUCUGGAAUAUACAGAGGAAUUUCAGCAUCUUCUUUAUAAAUUAAGGAAUGAAAACAAUGGACUUGCAGUACUUACUGAAAAUAACCGAGGCAUAGAACAAAACCCAAGGGCCUAUAACUUUUUUAUAAGUGAAAAAUCAGAAUCAGCUGUUCCAGAUUUAAUUCCUCUUUAUCUAGAAGUGCAUAUUGUGGUGGACAAAGUUUUGGAUCGUAUAGCUCAUCGGAAAGCUAGAGUUGAGGAUCAGAGACAGUAUGAUUACUUGGGCUCUGAUAGCAUGAUUAUAACAAAUAAAAUCAUCGAAAUUAUUGGCCUUGUAAAUUCGAUGUUUGCCCAAUUUAAUGUUACUGUUGUGCUGUCAUCAUUGGAGCUGUGGUCAGAUAAAAAUAAGAUUUCUACAGUUGGUGAGGCGGAUGAAUUACUGAGUAGAUUUUCAGAUUGGAAAAAGUCCUAUCUUACCCUAAGGCCUCAUGAUAUUGCAUAUUUAUUCAUCUAUAAAGAUUAUCCAGAUUAUGUGGGAGCAACGUUUCCUGGAAAGAUGUGCAUUACCCAUUAUUCUGCAGGAAUUGCUUUGUAUCCCAAGGAGAUAACUUUGGAGGCAUUUUCAGUUAUUUUCACCCAGAUGCUGGGAAUCAGUCUGGGAAUAUCAUACGAUGACCCAAAGAAAUGUCAGUGUUCAGGAGCUGUCUGUAUAAUGAAUCCAGAAGCUAUUCAAUACAGUGGUGUGAAGACUUUUAGCAGUUGCAGUUUGAGUGACUUUGAAAAUUUCGUUUCAAAAAUGGGUGCCAGAUGUCUUCAGAAUAAGCCACAAAUGCAAGCAUCUGCACAAUCCACGUGUGGCAACCGCAGAGUGGAGGGCCGUGAAGUCUGUGACUGUGGCACUGUGGAACAAUGUGGACCUCUUACCUGUUGUGAUCCUCCAACUUGUACACUGAAAGCAGGAGCACAAUGUCAUGAAGGAUUGUGCUGCAAGAGCUGUAACAUUUCAGGAAGAGGUGUUCUAUGUAGGCCGACAGCACAUUCUGAAUGUGAUUUACCUGAGUAUUGUGAUGGAGUCUCACCACAGUGUCCACCUGAUAUAACUUUUCACGAUGGAAAGUUAUGUAAAGGAGAAUAUUUUUGUUAUGGUGGAGAAUGCCAAGAUCUUGAUGCACGUUGUCAGAGCCUAUUUGGAGCAGGUUCAAGAAAUGCUCCAUUUGCCUGCUAUGAAGAAAUACAAAAUCAUAAUGAUAGAUUUGGGAACUGUGGUAAGAAAUCAGGCAGAUAUAUAUUCUGUGGAUGGAGGAAUCUUAUAUGUGGAAAAUUAAUUUGUACCUACCCUUCUACAAAACCUUACUAUCAAGAAAAUGGUGCUGUGAUUUAUGCUUUUGUACGAAAUACUAUAUGUAUAACUCUAGACCUCCAAGUGAAUGAUCCAGAUCCAAUGUUGGUCCAUAGUGGCGCUAUUUGUGAUGAUGGCAGGUUGUGUGUGGAUCGGCAAUGUGUAGAAGCAAGGUUCCUCCAGAGCCAAUUGCACAAUUGUUCAGCAAAGUGCCAUGGCAAUGGAGUGUGUACUUCCAAUUUGACGUGCCAUUGUAAAUCUGGCUACAACCCUCCAGAUUGCCAAACACGUAGCAGAGAAUCUUCUAGAUUGCCUGGGAAACAGAGUUUAAUCAUGGAAAGAGCUUUUAGGAAGGCUGAAAAAAACUGGUGGUUUCUAGGUCUCUACAUUGGUUUACCUGUUCUCGUCAUAGCAAGCAUAAUAGCGGUUGUAUGGAAUAAUUUGAAAAAGUGGCUCACCAAGGAAGAGGAAGCCCUAAGUAGCAACUCAGAAGGCAGCACUCACACAUAUGCCAGCAGUUCUGGAUCAGAAAGCAGCAGCCAAACAGAUCCGGUCGGAUUCAAAUCACAGGAAAGCACCCAAACACAUAACAUAACUAGUAAUUCCUUCAGAAGGCAAUGGAUAUCACCGAGAGUCUCACUCAGAAAUGAAAAUUCCGCCUUUCCUCCCCUAACCACAGCUGAAGGAAACAAUAAAUGGAGUGUGGACCAAUUUGCAUGCAUGUCUCUUUUUCUCUCCCACCUCUGAGGCUGCCAUUCUGCAAUUUCAGGGCCCUUCACUGAAGACAGUCAUCUCAACUCAGGCAUCUAAAUCCCCACGUGGCUCCCUGAGCUCUUCUCAGCAGCUCUCCCACCACCCACUCGGGUUUACUGCCUGGGGCCCCAUGCGCUGGGGAGCUGUAUCAACUGUCCUUGCUCAGGAAGGGAUCUGGGUGGUGGGCCACGUUCCUCUUCCUGGGCCUUCUCACCAGACUUGGCUGGCUGCAUAGUGGUCUGCAUUAAUCCUGUAUUAGCCCACCUCACCGUCCGUCCCCACAACCUCAACCAGGGCUUCUAAGGGAGUCUGUGUUUGCUUUGGGGGCUAUACUUUCCCGUCCAGGCCUCUUGCUCUACCCACUACCUUUCUCUUGCCCCUCUGCUAGGUGACCUGCAGGGUGAAUCCCAGAAGACAGAAGGACCCUGAGAGUUUCGGCUUCGGUCUCAGGGACAAAGAUUAAGCCUGUAUCAGAGUUUGGUAUCAAGAUUGAUAAAUAAAGUUGGGAAAAAGUUCUCACAUUUUCCA
This is a messenger RNA of Equus caballus (horse), 3252 nucleotides long. Lineage: Eukaryota; Metazoa; Chordata; Mammalia; Perissodactyla; Equidae. The record is from RefSeq and is a predicted model, not a curated record.